AGGGACAGAGAAGGAAAGGACAGACAAGAGUGGCUGUACAGAAGGGGUUGGGUUCUUGAAGCAACUGGAAGACCGGGAAGUCUGGUUGCCACCUUGAGAGUCUCUUUCCAAAGGCAAUGCACAACCAGGCACCGGAGGGCAGAGGACAAAAAGCUGCUAAGCACUGCUCCCUCCAGCUGUGUGAAGAGAUCAGCUUCUCAGAGGGCUGGCUUCUGCCUCCAGGUCAUUCAGCACAUAAGGCUUCAGCACAAGCUCCUUAGGCCUCUCCUCUACAUCCACCUCCAGGGCCUUCACCUUUCUCUUAGCACUAAGGAGCACCCUGCAGACAGUACUGGGCCGACUCCCCAUCAUGCCGUGUGGGCUUGUCCUCCCCACACUCCGCCGCUUCCUUCUCUCUUGGGCCUUCACCUUCUUCCACAGCGCCCAGGGAGACCCAGCAUCCCACCCGGGUCCCCACUACCUCCUGCCCCCCAUCCACGAGGUCAUUCACUCUCGUCGUGGGGCUACGGCCACGCUGCCCUGCGUCCUGGGCACCUCGCCUCCCAGCUACAAGGUGCGCUGGAGCAAAGUGGAGCCGGGGGAGCUCCGGGAAACGCUAAUCCUCAUCACCAACGGACUGCAAGCACGGGGCUAUGGGCCCCUGGGGGGGCGCGCCAGGAUGCGUAGGGGACAUCGGCUAGACGCCUCCCUGGUCAUCGCGGACGUGCGCCUGGAAGAUGAGGGCCGGUACCGCUGCGAGCUCAUCAACGGCAUCGAGGACGAGAGCGUGGCGCUGACCCUACGCCUUGAGGGUGUGGUGUUUCCGUACCAGCCCGACCGGGGCCGGUACCAGUUCAAUUACUACGAGGCGAAGCGGGCGUGCGAGGAGCAGGACGGACGCCUGGCCACCUACGCCCAGCUGUACCAGGCGUGGACCGAGGGGCUGGACUGGUGUAACGCGGGCUGGCUGCUCGAGGGCUCGGUGCGCUACCCGGUGCUCACAGCCCGCGCUCCGUGCGGCGGCCCGGGGCGGCCCGGGAUCCGCAGCUACGGGCCCCGCGACCCGAAGCGCGACCGCUACGACGCCUUCUGCUUCACCUCGGCGUUGGCAGGGCAAGUGUUCUUCGUGCCCGGGAGGCUGACCCUGUCCGAAGCCCACGCGGCGUGUCGGCGGCGCGGGGCAGUAGUGGCCAAGGUCGGGCACCUCUACGCCGCCUGGAAGUUCUCGGGGAUGGACCAGUGCGACGGCGGCUGGCUGGCGGACGGCAGCGUGCGCUUCCCCAUCACCACGCCGCGGCCGCGCUGUGGGGGCCUCCCCGACCCCGGGGUGCGCAGCUUCGGCUUCCCCAGGCCCCAGCUGGCGGCUUACGGGACCUACUGCUACGCCGAGUAGGAGGAGCCACCGCAUCCCCGGUGCGCGCGACGGGUCUCUCGCCGCACCUCUCCUGCGAGCCUCCGCCAGACGACGGACAGCCCCUCCAGACCUGCCUUUUCAGCCAGGGCUGCCGGCCACGGACCCCGGCAGGCCGGGCGGCGGGGCUCGAACGUUAUCCUCGAGCCCGCGGAUCCUCGUGCCUUCGUAGAGGACGCAGCCCCCGAUGAGGGCGGGAGAGGCGCACCGGGCAUUCCCUGAUCUCUGGAUACAGCAAUAAAAUAACCCCAGGCCAUCUGUGCUGGGCGGAGCUGAAGACACUGCGAGGAGGGCGUGUGUGUGUGCGUGUGUCAGACACAGGACGCAACGCACCAGUUGCACGGAAGACCGGGCAGUGUGGGGCGGCGAGGUUGUGUGUGUGUGUGUGUCGGUCGGACCCAGGUAGGUGUGUGUGUGUGUCGGUCGGACCCAGGACCCAACGCACCAGCUGCACGAAAGACCGGGCGUUGUGGGGACGGCGAGGUUGCUGGGACCUAUGACGCCACGGAGAC
Nycticebus coucang (slow loris) is the source of this 1902-nucleotide messenger RNA. It is a transcript of the gene HAPLN2, whose product is annotated as hyaluronan and proteoglycan link protein 2. Lineage: Eukaryota; Metazoa; Chordata; Mammalia; Primates; Lorisidae. Gene Ontology annotation, molecular function: hyaluronic acid binding. The record is from RefSeq and is a predicted model, not a curated record. Gene Ontology annotation, biological process: cell adhesion. Bases 350 to 1372 code for a protein of 340 amino acids. The transcript has 8 exons.